Panonychus citri (citrus red mite) is the source of this 883-nucleotide messenger RNA. RefSeq names its product coenzyme Q-binding protein COQ10 homolog B, mitochondrial-like. Gene Ontology annotation, biological process: ubiquinone biosynthetic process; cellular respiration. The transcript has a single exon. The record is from RefSeq and is a predicted model, not a curated record. Gene Ontology annotation, cellular component: mitochondrion. Gene Ontology annotation, molecular function: ubiquinone binding. The coding region runs from base 112 to 645 and encodes 177 amino acids. NCBI's taxonomy places the organism in Eukaryota, Metazoa, Arthropoda, Arachnida, Trombidiformes, Tetranychidae.
AGUUAAGCCUUCCAAUGAAUGGAAGGUGACAUUUGUUGUUUUCUUUUAGAUUUUAGUUAAUUUUAAUUGUUAAGUUUUCUUUUUCUUUCUGUGAUUUAUUUAUUCUUCCAAAUGAUUAUAAUUAAUCGAUAUGGUGUGAAAAUUGUCUCUCCGUUAAUAUGCUGCCAUCGAUUUUGUUCCUCAUCCAGAAAAACCUAUCGAGAGAAACGUUUGUUAGGUUAUUCUAAGGAGCAAUUGUUUGACAUCGUCUCUCGUGUUGAAGAUUAUCAUUUAUUUUUACCUGCUUGUACUAAAUCAAUUGUUACCCAUCGAGAGACUAAUUUAGUUAAAGCUGAUUUAGUCAUUGGAUUUCCACCUAUGAUUGUGGAAAAAUAUACUUCACAUGUUGACCUGAAUCGACCUCAUUUGGUGCGGGCUCGAUGUUACGAUGGGCGUUUAUUUAAACACUUAAUCACUGAAUGGAAAUUUAGUGAUGGUAAACCUGGUAAUCAACGAUCUUGUACACUUGAUUUUUUCAUUGAUUUCGAAUUUAGAAAUGUCUUCUAUUCUAAGGUGGCUCAUACUGUUUUUGAUCAAUUAGUCCAUCAAACUGUUAAUUGUUUCCUAAAAAGAGCUAAAGAACUUUAUGGGAAACCUAGUAUUUAAUUAUCUCUCACAGAUUAGGUUAUUAAAUAUUUUUCUUUGUGUUGAUUGUAAAUUAUAUUCUAUUAUCAAGGAUAAAUUUCCAUCUUAACGAGAUUCAUGACACACUGUUCACCGAGAACAAUUUUACUUUCUGCUUGUGUUAUACUUAUUUUGUUUUUGUUGGAAGCUCAAAAUUGUACAACAAUUGAUUAUAAAUAUGUAAGAGCUUAUUAAAGAUUAAUUAUUUUGUCAAAUUUCA